This is a messenger RNA of Australozyma saopauloensis, 1155 nucleotides long. RefSeq lists its product as uncharacterized. Gene Ontology annotation, biological process: positive regulation of catalytic activity. The coding region runs from base 1 to 1155 and encodes 384 amino acids. Gene Ontology annotation, cellular component: fungal-type vacuole; cell periphery. NCBI's taxonomy places the organism in Eukaryota, Fungi, Ascomycota, Pichiomycetes, Serinales, Metschnikowiaceae. The transcript has a single exon. The record is from RefSeq and is a predicted model, not a curated record.
AUGCCAGGAGACAAUCAUGCCGACCGCAACGGCACAGAAGCGUACUUCGGCAACGCAACCGUUGACGAAAGCGGCAAUUUUGUUCUGAUUGAUCCCUUUCGAAAGACUCAGCUUGCGUCGUACUCCCUAAAACCAAAGGUGGUGCCCAACUAUGUGUUGGCCAAGAUGGCCCAGGCGCAUCAGCGGGAGCAGUCACAACGGGGCACGAAUUCUGAUUUGGUUUCGCCUGAAUUGCGCUCGAACUCCACUACCUCUAGUGACAAAAAAGAGGAAUAUACAUCGUUUAUGAAUGAUCCCUUCAACAGAACAUUGAACCAUGGCUACCAUGAUUUGCUACUGGCAGUCAAACAGCCCAGCGAGUUCACUCUGGACCAAUUAUCUCUCGACCAGUCUUUGAGUCAAUCGCCAAUUUCUGACAGCCCGUGGGGUGGAGACGAUAGACUACGACAAGCAAUUAUGGGCACAAGUGCCGGCGAUAAUCUGACCGGCGCAGAGAAUAAGGGCGGCUUCUUUUCUCGCUUAUUUCUAUCAAAACGUAAGCAUGCAGACGACACACCCAGAGUAAGAAGCAAGGCAGGAUAUUGGAUGCUGGAUGAGAAACGAAAAGACUUGGCGCCUACACUCCAGAGAAUAUUUGUUCAGAAUCCCUUGGUGCCGCUUUUGCUACGAAUCAUGAUGCUCGUUUUCUCCACAUGUUCCUUGGCGCUAGCCAUUAACAUCUUUGUCAACCUGAGGAAGGAGUAUGACAACGUUCCAGUCCUGCAACAGCCCGGUACAGUCUUCGCGAUUGUUGUACAAAGCUUUGCUAUAAUAUACAUUGUAUAUGUUGCGUAUGACGAAUACUCGGGGAAACCGUUGGGACUCCGCGAUCCAUUGGGGAAGUUGAAGCUCAUCAUGUUGGAUGUGUUCUUCAUUAUUUUCUGCUCUGCAAACCUCUCUCUUGCAUUCCAUUCUUUGUUUGAUACAGAGUGGGUUUGCAUGGCUCAACCGGAGCUGGGUCUGAGCAUUCACACACUCACAGUCGGGUUCUUGUGCCGCCGCCAACGAGCCUUGGUAUUUUUCCUUCUGUUGAUUGUUUUCUUGUGGCUUCUUACGUUCGCAAUCUCUAUCAUUAGAGUCGUAGACAGGGUCAGUUCUGGGCCACGCUCAGGAUGA